CAGCCCUGGCCCAGCCUUCCACAGCGUGCUGGAGGCCCUGAGCUGGAGCUAGACGUUCUAGAGGAGGGGAGAGGAGCUUGUAACUCUCAGGUCGUUUCUCACAGAAGUCCUUGGGUCUCCUUUUACCUCCUUGUCCUCCCCCAACUCUCCCAGUCCCUGCCCCUCUCCAGGGUCCCUGUCCCUUUCCUUGGCACUUGGGAGCCCCCUCUGUGCCCUCUCUGCGUCCAGGAUGACCCAGCUGAGCCUGUCCUGGCCGGGACUGGGGCCGGUGGCAGCCUCCCUGUGGCAGCUCCCCUUGCUGGUUGGGGCUUCCUGGCUCUUGGCCCGAAUUCUGGCCCGGAUCUAUGCCUACUAUGACUACUGCUGCCGCCUCCGAUGUUUCCCACAGCCUCCCAGAAGGAACUGGUUUUGGGGUCACCUGGGUAUGGCAAAGAACAACGAGGAAGGCAUGAAGCUGAUGGAGGACCUGGGCCACAACUUCCGCGAUGUCCACCUCUGGUGGGUCGGGCCCGUCUACCCAGUCCUGAGGCUCAUCCACCCUAAGUUCAUUGCUCCCUUGCUUCAGGCCCCAGCUACGGUUGCACCCAAGGACACGGUCUUCUACAGAUUCCUGAGACCCUGGCUGGGGGAUGGGCUCUUGCUGAGUGCUGGUGACAAGUGGAGCCGCCACCGUCGCAUGCUGACACCUGCCUUCCACUUUGACAUCCUGAAGUCCUAUGUGCAGAUUUUUAAUAAGAGUGUGAAUGUCAUGCACGCCAAGUGGCAGCGCCUGGUCUCCCAGGGCAGCGCCCGCCUGGACAUGUUUGAGCACAUCAGCCUGAUGACCCUGGACAGCCUGCAGAAAUGCGUGUUCAGCUUUGACAGCAACUGUCAGGAGCAUCCCAGUGAAUACAUUGCUGCCAUCUUGGAGCUCAGCUCCCUUGUAGUCAAACGGCACCACCAGCUCUUCCAGUACAUGGACUUCUUGUACUACCUCACUUCUGACGGGCAGCGGUUCCACAGGGCCUGUGACCUGGUGCACAACUUCACAGAUGCUGUCAUCCAGGAGCGGCGGCGCACUCUCGCCAGCCAGGGUGUUGAUGACUUUCUCAAGGCCAAGGCUAAGUCUAAGACUUUGGACUUCAUCGAUGUGCUCCUGCUGGCCAAGGAUGAAGAUGGAAAGGAGCUGUCAGAUGAGGACAUACGAGCAGAGGCUGACACCUUCAUGUUUGGAGGCCAUGACACCACGGCCAGUGGUCUCUCCUGGAUCCUGUACAACCUGGCGAGGCACCCGGAGUACCAGGAGCGCUGCCGGCAGGAGGUGCGAGAGCUCCUGAGGGGGCGUGAGCCUGAAGAGAUUGAAUGGGACGACCUGGCCCAGCUGCCCUUCCUGACCAUGUGCAUCAAGGAGAGUCUGCGCUUGCACCCCCCAGUCACUGUUGUCUCCCGCUGCUGCACGCAGGACGUUGUGCUCCCGGAUGCCCGGGUCAUCCCCAAAGGAACCAUCUGUGUUAUAAGUAUCUUCGGGAUUCAUCACAACCCUUCGAUCUGGCCAGACCCUGAGGUCUAUGACCCUUCCCGCUUCGACCCAGAAAAUCCACAGAAGAGGUCACCUCUGGCUUUUAUUCCCUUCUCGGUGGGGUCCAGGAACUGCAUCGGGCAGACCUUCGCCAUGGCCGAGAUGAAGGUGGCGCUGGCUUUGACUCUGCUGCGCUUCCGCGUCCUGCCCGACGUCGCCGAGCCGCGCAGGAAGCCGGAGCUGAUCCUGCGCGCAGAAGGCGGGCUGUGGCUGAGGCUGGAGCCGCUGAGCGCCGGGGCGCAGGGAGCCCCAACGCCUGGCCUGGGACCCAGCUGACCCCACCCACCCUCCUUUGCAGACUCUCAGGAAUAAACUGUGCUGCCACCUGUG
Molecule: messenger RNA, 1888 nt
Organism: Chinchilla lanigera (long-tailed chinchilla)
Lineage: Eukaryota; Metazoa; Chordata; Mammalia; Rodentia; Chinchillidae
Product: cytochrome P450 4F6-like
Exons: 13
Coding region: 230-1834 (534 amino acids)
Molecular function (GO): oxidoreductase activity, acting on paired donors, with incorporation or reduction of molecular oxygen; monooxygenase activity; heme binding
Source: RefSeq, a predicted model, not a curated record